AUGCAUAAAAUUCCCAACGUGCCGUUGGGCAAAGUCCAGCAAAGGCAUGUUGUCAGAAUAUUUUUUCCUCGCCUCUACAGCGCAGCCCAGCUUAACGACGACGUCCACGUAUCUCAAGAGGAUUUAGCCCUCAUUUACGAUCGUUGCCUCCGUCCUACACUGAUAGAGGUCGUGCCAGAGUUUCGAGACCGCUUACCAACUUCCUAUGCCGCUGCGUUCACACACUCCAAGACUUGCAGUGGGGGGCUCGCAUUCGGCAGCCUUGAUAUCCCUCCGGACAGAUUGGAACGAGUUGCUGAAAUAUUCCUUGCUAAACUUGGGGAGCAGAAGAGUACUUUUAAGGACGCCUAUUUCGUCCACGAGUUGAGAGGAACAAAAGGAAGCACUAUGCAUAAUGGGGAGGAUGAUGUUGAAAGACACUUCGCUUUCCAAGACAUGUUCGAGCAUGUAAAUAUUGACGCUUUGGAUCCUCGCGACUGGCUCGUUGACGUCGCUCUGACCAUCGGGGCAGAGGGGCAUGUUGUCACCUGGCGCGAGUCUUGUCACGAGGAGCUCCUGAGCCACCUCAUGCCAGCCGCACCCCUGGAAAAGAUUUCUAGCCUCACGACAAGGAAAGACAAAUUCCAUCUUGACCGCACCUUGCAGAUGAAGGAACUUGCCGGCUUCCGUGCCACCACGACAGAUCUUGCAGACGACGUUUCCUAUGUUCAGGCAUACUGCACUGAGAAGAACGCCUCUUACCAAUUAAUACCAGGGGUGUUUCGCCGAAGAAAACCUGAGGAGCUUUUAGAAAAGAAGAAGGAACGGAAGGUCCUAGCUGACUUGGAUUCGAUAAGCCAAAUAUACUUCGAAUGCGCUGGGGAAGAGAAAGGUGUGGAUGGUCGUGAUGGCUGCGCGCGCUUGGAGAUUCGAGUCCCGCUGGAUAAGGCCAUUCAUGCUUUGUCUACUCUCCCUGAAGAACUGAUUAAGCGCGCCGUGGUUGUAAUUAAAAGACGAGUUUGGUGGUGA
This is a messenger RNA of Suillus plorans, 1008 nucleotides long. RefSeq lists its product as uncharacterized. The record is from RefSeq and is a predicted model, not a curated record. The coding region runs from base 1 to 1008 and encodes 335 amino acids. The transcript has a single exon. NCBI's taxonomy places the organism in Eukaryota, Fungi, Basidiomycota, Agaricomycetes, Boletales, Suillaceae.